Boleophthalmus pectinirostris (great blue-spotted mudskipper) is the source of this 958-nucleotide messenger RNA. RefSeq names its product tachykinin receptor 2 (gene tacr2). The transcript is spliced from 6 exons. The coding region runs from base 2 to 958 and encodes 318 amino acids. Gene Ontology annotation, biological process: G protein-coupled receptor signaling pathway; positive regulation of flagellated sperm motility. Gene Ontology annotation, cellular component: sperm midpiece; plasma membrane. Lineage: Eukaryota; Metazoa; Chordata; Actinopteri; Gobiiformes; Gobiidae. The record is from RefSeq and is a predicted model, not a curated record. Gene Ontology annotation, molecular function: substance K receptor activity.
AAUGGAUGCUGAAAGUCUUAUUCAACAUGUUCAACGAGAAGUCACAUCAGACCCCUUAUCGGAGACCACGGACUGGCUAGAUGACGGGAAUAAGUUCCACCAACCUGGCUGGCAGGUAGCUCUGUGGGCCAUUGCCUACUCCCUGAUCAUUCUGGUCUCUGUGACUGGGAACGUCACUGUCAUCUGGAUCAUUUUGGCGCACAGGCGCAUGAGGACAGUGACCAACUACUUCAUCGUCAACCUGGCCUUCUCUGACGUUUCUAUGGCAACUUUCAAUACCCUUUUUAACUUUGUUUAUGCUCUUCACAAUGACUGGUACUUUGGCCUGGGCUAUUGCAGAUUUCAAAACUUCUUCCCAAUUACUGCCAUGUUUUCAUCCAUUUACUCUAUGACCGCCAUUGCAGUGGAUAGGUACAUGGCCAUCAUCCACCCACUGAAGCCCCGCCUCUCCUCUACCUCCACCAAAGCUCUUAUUGCUCUCAUCUGGAUCAUUGCUGUUCUGCUGGCAUUUCCUCAGUGCUACUACAGCGUGACCCACUUUUACUACCCCCGGACAGUGUGCAUGGUGGACUGGCCUGACGACUAUGGGGGAACACACCAAUUGAGUUACCAGUACACAGUGAUAGUGUUGAUCUACCUACUCCCCCUGUUGGUUAUGUUGGUGACCUACAGUCUGGUGGGCCGUACAUUGUGGGGGGCGCACAUUCCUGGAGAAGCCUCUGACCAUUAUCACAAUCAGAUAACAUCCAAGCGAAAGGUUGUCAAGAUGAUGAUUGUCGUAGUGACAACCUUUGCUUUGUGCUGGCUGCCCUAUCAUGUUUAUUUCAUACUUGGCACAUUCAACACUGAAGUUUAUAAGAAGUGGUACAUCCAACAGGUGUAUCUUGCCAUAUUCUGGUUGGCGAUGAGUUCAACCAUGUACAAUCCUAUCAUCUAUUGUUGUCUAAACCAAAGGUAG